AACGACAUUUUGCUGAUCGACAUAGGCGACUUAGCUUUAUCAACAUUCUCUACAUGUGUUGAUAAAAUCGAUGUCAGUGGGAACAGGAUUGCCGAAAUUCCAAAUUUGAGGAUGAUAAGAAAGUUCAGAAAUUUGGUAAAUCUAGAUGUUUCGAAUCAGAAAAUGCAGGGAGUGACAGGUAAGUCACAUGACCUUAACUUGCGUACUGGACCUUCUAAAAGCGAGAUACCUUUUCCUUCUCUGUAUAUUACCAUCCCAAAUAAACUGACAUCAUUAAACUCCAGCCAUUUCCCGUGGAAGUUGGCCACCCUGUUCUACCACGUCCACUUCACCAAUGCCAGACACCUUAAAGAACUUAAUAUAUCUAGGAUUGGUUUGAAGUUCUUUCCCUCCUUUACAGUAAGCGGCUUGCCUGCUCUGAGAGCUCUGGAUGUAUCUGAUAAUACUUUAAUGCAUUUUAAAUUCAUGGGAACAGUUUUUAAACCUCUACAAAAAAUAGAAAAGGUUUACAUGGACGCUGUGACGAUGUCUGGGGAGGAUGAUGACCCUGAACAGUUUGACUGGAUCUCAUCGGUCUUUAAACAUCUGAAAGAAUUUUCUUUCUCUAGGAACAGGGUCGUAUCUGUUAAUCCAACAAUUUUCCAAAACUCUGUUAAUUUAACAAAACUUUGCUUGUCACAAAAUGAGUUCAAGCAAUUCCCCUUUGAUAUUAGAACCACGCCAAAACUUCAGGAAUUAGAUUUGCAAUAUAAUGCUAUCAGUCAGUUGAGUUCCAAAACAUGCGAUCAGUUAGAUCUGCACCAGUCGAAUGUCCAGCGAUUUCUGAAAUUAAAUGGGAAUAUCAUGUCUUGCGGAUGCAGAACAAUAGGAUUUGUGCAAUGGUUGUCCGAGACCUACUUGACUUUAGACAGGGGAGGUAAUUACACUUGCAUCGGCGAAGAUGGCGCCAUAUUGUCAACAAAGAACAUAAACUUAAAACAGUUAUGGCGGGCAUGUAAAGGCAAAUUGUGGUGAUACCUGACACUGACUACGUACUUGGUUUUUGUAGUAAGCAUUUUAGUCUUCAUUUUAGUUAAACGUAACAAAACAAGAAUUGUGUACUGGUUUUUCCGACUGUCUGGUUUGAACGUGCGUCUGCCGACUCGUGGCGACUUUGUGUAUGACUUCAAUGUUAUGCACGCCGACGUCGACUACAGAUGGCCCUGGUUCACUUUACGACAACGAUUGGAGAUCGAGAAAGGUUUUCGACUUCUUCUCCAUGACCGUGAUAUACUUCCUGGUGUGAAUAAAGCCGAUGCAAUAAUGCAGAGCGUCCAUGGUUCCUGGAAGACGAUCCUAUACUUGACACCGGCGUUUCUUCAAGAAGACUGGGCUUACUUCAGUCUUUGCACAGCAGCCUUUUCUAUCUCCGACCUCAUGGCUGGCAGGUUAUUGUUACUGGUGCCGCUGAGGGAGUGCAACAUUGUGUGGAUGCAAGACUCGGACCAGGAAGAAGAAGUCUUCUGGAACAAAAUAGAAACUUUACUGCUUGAAAACUGA
Haliotis rubra (blacklip abalone) is the source of this 1539-nucleotide messenger RNA. RefSeq names its product toll-like receptor 4. Gene Ontology annotation, cellular component: membrane. NCBI's taxonomy places the organism in Eukaryota, Metazoa, Mollusca, Gastropoda, Lepetellida, Haliotidae. The record is from RefSeq and is a predicted model, not a curated record. Gene Ontology annotation, biological process: immune response; toll-like receptor signaling pathway. Gene Ontology annotation, molecular function: protein binding; transmembrane signaling receptor activity.